Molecule: messenger RNA, 2007 nt
Organism: Dujonia railenensis
Lineage: Eukaryota; Fungi; Ascomycota; Pichiomycetes; Serinales; Debaryomycetaceae
Source: the annotation of a GenBank genome assembly
AUGCAAGUGGAUCCUUACAAAACACCUGAGUUGCAGCAAUCGCACUCUUUUUUACGUACCCCUCCGUCACUCAAAUCUAGUCGAGAGAUUAAGAAAUCCAGACAGUUGAUAUCGAGAAAUACGAAAUGUGCAAUUUGUGACGAAGGAAUAACCAUGAAUCUUGCUGGAGAGAGGAUGAUUGAACUAUCGUGUGGUGAUUUUUGUCACCUGCUAUGCUAUUACUUAAUAUUGCCUCCUGUAGCUACAGAACUGCCAAUAUGUCCAUUAUGCCACACUGAAACUACAUGCAUGGAUGAAUUAUUGAAUAGGAAGUACGCUAUUCAGAAGCUUUGCGAUCCUGAAACACCGACAGGUGAAGAUGGUUUUGUUAGCGACAUAACUACUCAAAUGCUAGGAAAGAAAGAGUACACUGAGUUAGAAAUUGGAUUACAGAGCUAUACUCCUGAGCUGUCACCAACUAGUGCUAGGCGUAAGCUAGAUAGUUAUAUGAAGCCGAUUGUUGAAAUUAAAAAAUGUGAACAAAACGAGAUUGAUGAUAAUGAGCCAAGUCCGAUUUUGUGUAGCAUAAGUAUCAAGGCACCAGAGAUUUGUGCUGCAAACGAGGAGAAUAAGCGUAAGAAAUCUGUUUCAUCAACAGGUGAAGAAGUUAUUAUACAAAACUUUGUAAUUGGCAGCUUAAUUCAAAAAAUAGCCCAAAGUACUGUUGAAAGUUUGGGUGGUCUAAUAAUAUUUGAUAUUUUUGAUAUAAAUAUCAAUGGUAAUGAUAUAGGAGAUUCUGAAGUAUAUCUAUUUGAAAACGGUUUGAUUAUCAUGCAGGGUGCACAGGAAACAUGCAUCCUUCAAAGUAGCCAAUUUUUUACGGCAGUUUAUUCCUCAAGUAACGAAAUUGUUUUAAAUUUGAAGAGUGAAAAGAUUCCUGAAAUCAAGUUGACAGUGGAGGCUAAUUAUUUUGGUGAAUAUCACAUCGAAGAGUGGAAAAUUGUCGAGAAAUGGUUGCAAAUAUUUGACAAAAUAAUACUGGGUGAAGAUAAUUUAAGUUCGUAUUGCAAAUUCAAUCCCAUAACAUCAAAUGGAUGGGGAAUGAUUCCAACAGACUUGAGACCACAUUUGGAUCAAAUUGACAAUGAAGGAUUGCAGGCCGACCCUAUCCCUAUUGAUUCAAUUUCUACCGCAAAUAUCAUACUUUGCUUGAGUUUAGUAAAUUCUUUCACAAGGAUCGACAAUGAAACAUAUAAGCUUAAAGUUAAGUCAGUUCUCUAUUCAGUUAUUUCAGAAAUGAGACAAAACGAUAAACUUGGCCUCAUUUUUACUGGAAUAAACCUGAGAGGGGAACCUUGUAGGCAAAGCUCCCUUAUGGGCUACGCAGAUAAGAACUGGGAGGGCUGGAGGUUGAUCAUAGAUGAAAUUGAAGUGUUUUCCAACCCUAACGUAUUCUUUGAUAACUUUGAACAGCUAGCGUUGGGACUCAAAAAAUGCCAGAGCUUGCUUCAAUAUGUGGAUAUAUCUGAGGUAAAAGUCAAUAAGUUGGUGGUCUUCGAUUUUAUAGAUGAGCAUGGUUCAGAAGCUGAAAGUAGAAAUUUCGAGGAAGAUUCCAUUAAGCUCAUAACAGAAUUGGGACAAAACAUAUCGAUCUCUAUAGUGACACAGUCUCUGGAAGUGUUUGGUCAUAUUGAGAAACAUUUCAGGAAACCAGUUUUAGGUUCUGAGAGAUUGACAAAGUUUUCGGUAGAGAUAAUUACGAAAGAGUUAGAAGAUAUUGACAGUUCAUUGUUAACUGAUCUCUAUCACAACGUAUAUUUACCAAAGAUUUCCAUAAUACUACAAGGAAAUACUUUUCAAAUGCAUGAGAGUGCUAUUGAAUCGAGCGAGCUUGAAAUUAUCGAAUUUAACAUUGGCGAAUAUUACGAACAAAAAUUUAAUUUCAAAACUAAUUGCAGCAAAAGCGAAAUCAUUUACACCUUGAAUUGGCUUGGAAAUAAUGAAAUAGUUAGAGCUAGGAUCAUGUAG